AUGUACGUCAACGCACUUGCUGCUCUGGUCCUCCUCACUCCGGCCCUGGCCAACCCGGUCGGCUCUGAUUCAACCGACAAUUGGAGCGAUUCCACCGAUUCCGAUCUCUCUGCUCUCUCCGACUAUGCGGAUAACCUCAUUGUACCCACUGUAUCUGUCCCAGAUUCGAUCUUGAGUGUCCUGGAGACAGCUGUCCCUGUCUCAUGGUAUGAAGAAUUAAUGGACCCCUCCUCCUAUGCUUCUAUCAUGAGCGAUAUCGAAGCUGGCACCUUUCCAGCCUGGUAUAUUGCUCUUCCUAGCAGUGUAAAGGCGUGGGCAAUUUCUGAGGCCGAGCUUGACUUUCUCAGCAUCACCGAUGCAGGCUCAAUCUCAAGCGAAGCGACGGUUGCGCCUCAAGCCACCGCGAAAACCACCCCUCUGAAUGUUGCGGUCACGAACACCGCUGCAGCCAUCGUGAGCUCAGUGGCACCUACGUCGGAUGUUGCCUCCAGCUCUAGCGCUAAAUCGACCUCUCACCUGUCAUCCGAAGCGUCAUCUCAAGCAUCCUCUUCUUCUGCACCUGCCUCAUCUGCGACUUCAAGUGGCGGUGCUCCCGUGCCUACUACUGGUGUUGCUAUGGGUCUCGCAGGUAUUGCCGGUCUGUUGGGUCUUGCCAUUGCCCUUUAA
Messenger RNA from Penicillium angulare, 666 nucleotides. RefSeq lists its product as uncharacterized. The transcript has a single exon. Bases 1 to 666 code for a protein of 221 amino acids. Lineage: Eukaryota; Fungi; Ascomycota; Eurotiomycetes; Eurotiales; Aspergillaceae. The record is from RefSeq and is a predicted model, not a curated record.